AUGGCCCCUAUGCCUUUGCUGUCUUACACAAAGCUCGAGUGUAGUUUCACAUACACUGCUGUGGACAGACUUAACACAGGUUUCCUUUUCCUGUUCUUUUUGUGUGUGUGUCCAGUUAACACUACACUGUUUAUACAGAUGGGUGCAAAUGCUGUGCUGUGCUGCCCUGCUAUUCCAGAGACAAAAGCAGUUUUAAUAGCAUGUGUAAUAGCCCUCAGAGGCCAGCCUCCCUGCAUAAUAUCCUACAAAGUAGAUACAAAGGAGAUCAAUGAAACCAGUUGUAUGAACAGAAGAAUCACCUGGGUAUCCACACCUGACCAGAGUCCUGAGCUUCAGAUCAAUGCAGUGGCUCUCGAUCAUGAUGGACUUUAUUCAUGUGAAGUAGUAACAGCUCAGGGGAAUUUCCUAAGGAGACAUGACCUCCAAGUGCUAGUGCCUCCAGCAGUAACCCUACUUCCAGGGGAAAACAGAACAGCAGUUUGUGAGGCACUUGCAGGCAAGCCAGCUGCACAGAUCUUUUGGACUCCAGAUGGGGAUCACAUCACUAAGAAGGAAUCACACAGCAAUGGCACCGUGACUGUCAGGAGCACAUACCACUGGGAGCAGAACAAUGUGUCUGCUGUGUUCUGCUUUGUCUCCCAUCCGACUGGCAACCUGACUCUGUCCAUAGAGCUCAAUCAAGUUACAGGUGUCACCAGCGUGCUGGGUUCCCUGCUGACUAUUCUCUAUGUGAAACUUUUCCUCCUGGGGAUUAUUCUGCUCAUCCUAGGAUUUGCUUUCUUCCAGAAGACAAAUUAUUUCAGAAAAUGAAAAUCUAGAUUUCUGAAGCCCAUUAGUCUGAUGACACAGCACAAGAAAACAGCCAUUUGCCAUCACCUUUCUCACUGACAUCCAGCCUACCUGCUCCUGAAGUCUUCAUGUUUGUCAGAAGUCAUAUGACAGCUGACGGUCUCACAGUAUGACUAUACAGGAAAAAGCUUGGGUCUUACUGCCAUAUAUGUAUGAAUGGCUCUCUACUCUCUUCUUUCCCCACUUCUCAAACCGAAGAAGAAGAAGGCUUAGCAAAUGGUGAGCAACCAUGCUGGAUAGAUUUCUGUAUCCCACAUCCUCCAGGUUAGCUUCUACCAACUUCCUGUUCCUAGCACAUUUUACGUGAUCAUAAAUGUUACACAGUCAGAUACCAUGACAAGGAACACCUUCAAGUUAGCCACUAGAUAGCUUUUUUCCUUGCUUGCUACCAAGUAACUAGACAGUUGUCUUUCUUAAAAUUAAUUAGCUAGGAACCAUUUUUAUACAUAUCUCUGUAGUUUAGUAGGUGUUAAAAGUUGAGCCCAGAGAAAGCACUGCCAGUGUCAUGGAGAUAACACUGGAAAUCCCCUUACUGUUUAGAAUCUCAGGGUCUCAAUCCCCUUUGCUGUCUCCAAUGUGAAUACAGUGUUUGGGGUUGUCAACGAGGGCAAGGGUAACAUACUGUUGAAUCCUAACAACUGUAAACCAAGACCUUAUCUUUCCAUGACACAGAUAGUAGUCCUAUUAAAAGAA
Messenger RNA from Myodes glareolus (Bank vole), 1542 nucleotides. Lineage: Eukaryota; Metazoa; Chordata; Mammalia; Rodentia; Cricetidae. The record is from RefSeq and is a predicted model, not a curated record.